AUGGAAUCCCGCGGAGAACACGGUAAAAAUCGGUUGAGAACCCGCCCGACUAUUGCCCGUCGCUCGAGAAUUUUGAUUUCAGCACAAUACGAACAGAAAAUUGAUGACAUUGCAAAUGGAAUCGACGGCAUCAGGCACCUUCUAGAAAGACUUGAAUUGCCAGCAACUCCAAAAGAUUCAACAGUUGCAGUUACUCAAUUGAGUCAGCAUACAACAGCAAGAAACCCGAUUGGAAAUGACAUAGCCAGCGACUCUGCCAGCGGAUCGUCGUGGGAUCAUUCCGCACAUGUCACGAACCUUCUCAAAUCUAUCCUUGAUGAUAUAAACCUCACGUCACAGGAUAAAGGAACAGAAGCUUCUGAAAUCAUAUCAUCUUUGGCGAACCUUACGAGAACUUUGGAAGAUCCUUUGCCAGCCAGAAGCCAGUAUAUACCAAAUGGCAGUGCCUUCACCGUAGCGCACGAUAAAAGACCACCGAUGCCUCCUCUAGAAGCUACUUUGGAUGUUUUGCGGUGGGCUAGACCUCGCGAACACUUUUUCCGCAUUGCUCGAAUAUCGCAAGUCCUCCCUUUGGAUUAUUUUGCAGAUAAAUGCCAAAAGGUGUACUUCGCAGUUGAUAACUACAGUACGAUUGACUUUAUCUUGGCCAAUGGUUAUUUGGCCUAUGUUUUUGCUGAACAUGUCAUCACAACUGGACUGGAUGACUACAGGGAGAAUUGGUUGAUGUGCAGAAAGAAUCUUCGUAACUCUGUAUCGAUGCUCCCACUUAUUCUACCCUCGUCCAUGGAUACUAUUGCUGCGUUGGUAGUAGCUGCUUUCGAUGCCAUGGAGAACUCUAAUGCUACGAUAGCUUGGAGUUUCAUAUCAUCUGCAGCAAGCCUCUGCCACGCGUUAGGGUAUCAUCGCUCCAGACCAGCUCGACCAGGACAAGAUGGAAGCCUCCAGCCUCUACAAAUCAAGCUGUUCUGGUCUGUUUACAACCUCGACAAGGGACUGUCUCUGCAGCUUGACAGACCUCCCAACUUUCGGGAUGCCGACAUAACGUUGCCUUUUGACACAGCAGAUGAGACACAAGGUACAAGGCUAGCAAGGAUACAAGGAAAAGUCUACGAUCAACUCUACAGCCCAGCGGGGUUAUCAAGACCUGACGAUGAAAGAGGCCGCGACGCAGAAGUACUAGCGAAUCAAAUGCGAGAAAUCAUCCACGAAGUUCAUACCGGCCUGGAGAAUAUCACGAAUGAGCCAGUAGAGGCAGGUGAAGAUCCAUUGCGCAUACUCUAUCAUCAAUGCAAGUUGGUAUGCCAUUCGUCGCUGCUCGCUCUGAUUCUCCGUGCCGUUCCCGCCAAAGGGGCUUCCUUGAGUGGCGCCUCAGAUGAAUGCGUUGCCGUGGCUCGUCUCACCUUGGACGUUCAUCAACAGUGCAUGACGAGCAUACGAAACUGCAAAACUGACUCCUCGAUUUUAAAGAAAUACAUCAGCUGGGCCAUUCUGAACAUUCCGUUCGUUUCUUUUAGCAUCCUUUUCACGCAUGCCAUCAGGUCGUCCGAUGCCGCGGACUUGGCUUUACUUGAUCGCUUCGCGAACUCAUUGCAACCUGAUUAUCCAUCAUCAGAGAGUGUAACUCAUCCGCAUCGGCUUUAUCAACUCCUUUGCAAGGUUGCAAGGCUCUAUGGGGAAUCUGGCGCAAAGGUUUCUACGAAAGCUGCAAACCAGAGCUUGCCGGAGAUCUCAACUGAGGUCGAUUUAGCAGCUCAUCUUCCUAGCUUGGAGGCGGGGACCGAGAGAUUUCAGGCCUUGGUCGCAGAUGAGUCCCAAAUAACCGGCCUCAGUGACUGGUUUUAUGGAAAUCAACAGUUGAUGAACUUGUUGGGGGAGGAUAUGAUGUAUUGA
Molecule: messenger RNA, 1890 nt
Organism: Colletotrichum truncatum
Lineage: Eukaryota; Fungi; Ascomycota; Sordariomycetes; Glomerellales; Glomerellaceae
Source: RefSeq, a predicted model, not a curated record